GUGUAAUCAGCGGGCGCCAACCAUUUUUCAGAACAGAACAAAAACAAGAGAAAUUAGAGACAUAAAGAGCAUUCUCCGUCCGAUUUUCACAAGCAGUUCGAACACAACAACGGAACGGAGAGCCCAGAAAAUCCGAAGCGUCAUUUCCACCAUUUUUUUAAAAAAGUGAUUUGUGAUUUUGCUGUGUCAGCGUUGGGAUUUCAAUAGAAUUUCGAUUUAAGAAUACGUUGGCGAAAUAAUGAAUUUGCUGCUACUGGUGGCCACCGUGGCCUCCGUGGUGGUUUUGGCCGCCGGUGAGCCAACCUUUCUGUCCGAUGAGUUCAUCGAGGUGGUGCGCAGUAAGGCCAAAACCUGGCAGGUGGGCCGUAAUUUCGAUGAGUUCGUGACCGAGGAUCACAUCCGUCGCCUGAUGGGUGUCCAUCCGGAAGCGCACAAGUUUGCUUUGCCCGAAAAGCGCGAAGUUCUCGGCGAGCUGUACAAGGAAUCCGCAAACGAUAUUCCGGAGGAGUUCGAUUCCCGCAAGGCUUGGCCCAACUGCCCAACGAUUGGAGAGAUCCGCGAUCAGGGAUCCUGCGGCUCAUGCUGGGCCUUUGGCGCCGUGGAAGCCAUGUCCGAUCGGGUGUGCAUCCAUUCCGGUGGCAAGGUGAACUUCCACUUCUCGGCCGACGAUCUGGUGUCCUGCUGUCACACCUGCGGAUUUGGCUGCAACGGUGGAUUCCCCGGUGCCGCAUGGAGCUACUGGACGCGCAAGGGAAUCGUCAGCGGAGGACCCUUCGGUUCCAACCAGGGCUGCCGACCGUACGAGAUUUCGCCGUGUGAGCACCACGUGAACGGCACCCGUCCGCCGUGCGCCCAUGGCGGUGGAACACCGAAGUGCCAGCACGUCUGCCAGAGCGGCUACACGGUGGAUUAUGCCAAGGACAAGCACUUCGGCUCCAAGUCCUAUUCGGUGCGGCGCAAUGUGCGCGAAAUCCAGGAGGAGAUCAUGACCAAUGGACCGGUUGAGGGGGCCUUCACCGUCUACGAGGAUCUCAUUCUGUACAAGGACGGUGUCUAUCAGCACGAGCACGGCAAGGAGCUGGGCGGUCAUGCCAUUCGCAUUUUGGGCUGGGGCGUUUGGGGCGAGGAGAAGAUCCCCUACUGGCUCAUCGGCAACUCGUGGAACACCGAUUGGGGCGAUCAUGGCUUCUUCCGCAUCCUCCGUGGCGAGGAUCACUGCGGCAUCGAGAGCUCCAUUUCGGCGGGUCUGCCCAAGCUGUAGAAUUAUACUCACUAUGUAUUCCGGCGUCGUGCUGAUAUCAACCCUCUAUUUUCUAUCUCCUCCCCCUUUUAUUUCCAUUCCAAAUCGCAAAUGACGUUCGUAGUUAAUGUAAACAACUAAACCUGAUUGAUAAUAAAGUAUUGUAUGUGACUAUGGAA
This is a messenger RNA of Drosophila ficusphila, 1419 nucleotides long. It is a transcript of the gene CtsB, whose product is annotated as cathepsin B. Gene Ontology annotation, molecular function: cysteine-type endopeptidase activity. Gene Ontology annotation, biological process: regulation of catalytic activity. Lineage: Eukaryota; Metazoa; Arthropoda; Insecta; Diptera; Drosophilidae. Gene Ontology annotation, cellular component: lysosome. The record is from RefSeq and is a predicted model, not a curated record. The transcript has 4 exons. The coding region runs from base 239 to 1261 and encodes 340 amino acids.